GCGUAAAGCCAACGCAGGGGAUGUCGUCAUGUCGCCGUUGUCCUGCUGAGUCUUUGGGGAAAAUCCUUCCCUGCUCGGACAGAAGCGUGUUUUUAGAAAUGUGUUUUUACUUUUCACUAACAGGGCGGCACAUCCUCGCGACCACAUGAGCCGGCAGGAGAGUUUCCGAACAUUUAACAACAAGAAGAAGAAGAAGUCGGAGAGCGGCUGCCUUAGCUCACUGGCUAGCCGGCUAGCUUGCGAGUUAGCAGCGUAGCUGCAGCAGCUGCUGUUAGCAUGGCGUCUCCGUUCAAAAUCCCCAAGAAGAAACAGCCAGCGGGUUCUGACUCCUCCCACCUGCACUCGCAGUCGCCGCUGUCCCGCCUCCAGAGCCCCGCCCCAGAAUUUAAGGGUUAUGGGCAUCAGUCCAGCAGAGGCGGGGCUGACAGGAUGCAUGCUGGGAACGCGCUGGGGUCCUCAACGAGCAGACAGAGCGUGCCGUGUACACCUGUUUUCAGGGACUAUGUCAAAUCGCUGCUGGGACUCAACAGCCCGAACAGAGGAGCGCCAACAGCCAAUCGCAGAGCACCGGGAAGCUGCGGCCGCCAAUCACAGCCCGGACAGAGAGCCCAGUCGUCGUCGGGCUGCGUCUCAAACGGAUGGCGUCCUAAGAGAGCGUCAGACCGCCUGCUGCCGCCUGACGAGGCCUCAGAGCCCCUGACUCCACCACAGAAGAAGAAAAGUGACCUCAGAGGUCCGCCCCUGUCCACUAAAAACAUUUCUGUGGAGUCGCUGGACUAUCUGGCAGAGCUGCGAGGUGAGGAGCGUGCUGGGAGUUUGAGUUCACCGACGCAGAAAAAGAGGACGUGGAGGAGAGUGGACGCCGCUGAGGAGAAGAGCGACUCAGGAAGCUCUCCUGAAUCUUUAAAGCAGCAGCAGAAGUCGUCUGUCUCCGGUUCAGACCAGACGUCAGAGGACGACUUUGUGUCUCCGCCCAGAGCCGGAAACAAACCUCUCCCCAAGGACGUCCGCAGACCCUGCUGUGCGCCGAGGUCGACGCCCGACGCGAGGCGGGGCCUCAACAGGACGUCGUGGCUCGUCGCCAACAACAACCUGAUGGAGGAUCUGAGGGAGAAGGAGCGAGAGAAGUGGAGGGCGUUCAGAGAGAAGAAGACGGCCAACAGGUCGGCCGUCCUGCAGCUCCGACUGAGGAAACCCAAAGCAGCAGAACCCAUCGUGCUGUCGAGCGAAGAGGAAGAGGAGGGUGAGGACGACGCAGACGGAGGGAAGAGGACUUUACAGAGCAGCAGCCUGCUGGACGAAUCCCAUCUAGGAAAGCCAGAGCGGAUGCAGGGUCAGCAGGCUUGUUCUUCUAAAGGUGAAGUAGACGGGUUUAAGCCGGCGCCACCUUCCUUCCUGCAGCUGAACUUCGCCUCGCUUCAUGCCGGCCUGACGCACGCCGACGCGAGCGGGGAGAUGAUGAUCACUGAACAUGGCUUCAUUAUUCCUCUGAAAGGAGUUGAGGAGGGGCAGGUCUCUGUGGUGGCGUCCCAGAUUCGGGGCUAUGGCGUUUGGGACGGGGGCGUGGCUCAGGGCGGGGGUUUGUUGGCUGGUUGGAAAGGUCCCGCCCCCUCGCUGAUCUUCCUGUGGGUGACCGACGCUCAGGCCACCCUGCUGCAGACGGAGCUGUCGGCCAUCCGGACCUCCACCGCCGCUUCAGGCCCGGUGUGCUCCUUCCUCCUGCUGGUGCUGAAGGAGCAGCUGCAGGAGCUGCAGGCCGCCCUGCUGGCCUCCAUCCUGGACAUGGAGGAGUACAAGAAGGCCUCCUCCUCCUCCAGUGGGCCCACCUCCCCUCUGGAGUGGACCGACGGGCUGCUGCUCCUCCACAGCUGUCCUCCUCCUCUGGACCAGCACCUCCUCGGCCUGCUGGGACACUCGGUGGAGAAAUCCAGUCCGGCGAGAAAGUCCAACCUCAGAUCCUCUGCUCUGCAGCAGCUUCCCACCAGGUUGAUCCAGUACCCGGCGGCGCCCUGUAAAGGUCGGAUCACGGUGACGAAGGAGGACCUGGCCUGCCUGGCCAGCGGCGAGUUCCUCAACGACGUCAUCAUCGACUUCUACCUCAAGUAUCUCCUCCUGGAGGGAGUCGGGGGCUCGGCGGCCGAGCGGAGUCACGUCUUCAGCAGCUUCUUCUACAAACAGCUGAGCAGACGGAGAGCGGCCGGAGAGGACGCCGCCCCCUCCGUCCCCGAUCGUCACAUGAGGCAUCAGAGGGUAAAGACGUGGACCCGCCAUGUCGACAUUUUCACCAAAGACUUCCUGUUUGUGCCUGUCAAUCAAGAUGCUCACUGGUACCUGGUCGUGGUUUGUUUCCCGGGUCUGGAGGAGGUUCAGCACGAGGAGUUUCAGCGCCCGACAGGUGGAUCAGAGCGAGCUGCAGGAAAUCCAUCCCUCAGUCUUAGACCACAGCAGCCGCCGGAGUGCACUCAGCAGGGCUGGCAGAGGGACACUGUGUUAAAGAGGCCGUGUAUACUCGUCAUGGACUCGCUGAAGCUGUCGUACCACGAGAACGUCUGCAGACUCGUCAGAGACUACCUGCAGGUGGAGUGGGAGGUGCGGAGAGGGACGCCACGCCUCUUCACGUCAGACAGCAUGAGGAGCUUCAGCUGCAAAGUUCCUCAGCAGGACAACAGCAGCGACUGCGGCCUGUACCUGCUGCAGUACGCCGAGAGCUUCCUGCAGAACCCCGUGGUGCACUUCGACCUCCCGUUACGGUUGGACAGCUGGUUUCCGCGGCAGCGAGUGCGACAGAAGCGCGAGGAGAUCCGCAGUCUGAUAAUGAGGAUGCACCAGAGCAACGACAGCUGAAACCCAGGGACCAAAAAACACGGCACACUGAGCCGUUAAUUGACCUGUGCAAUAAAUAAUUUAUAUUUUU
Micropterus dolomieu (smallmouth bass) is the source of this 2914-nucleotide messenger RNA. RefSeq names its product sentrin-specific protease 7-like. Lineage: Eukaryota; Metazoa; Chordata; Actinopteri; Centrarchiformes; Centrarchidae. Gene Ontology annotation, cellular component: nucleus; cytoplasm. Bases 277 to 2844 code for a protein of 855 amino acids. The record is from RefSeq and is a predicted model, not a curated record. Gene Ontology annotation, molecular function: SUMO-specific endopeptidase activity. Gene Ontology annotation, biological process: protein desumoylation. The transcript has 22 exons.